GUUACACCGCGCAUGCGCGCUCCGCAAGCCUCAGCACUCAAGCCAAGCACGAAUGCUCUGCAAGUUGGUGAUAGAAUGAUAAAACACGUGUUUUUGACAGGACCCCCUGGUGUUGGCAAGACCACACUUGUACAGAAAGUGUGUGAUGCCAUGACAUCUGCGGACGUGAUUUUCAAUGGGUUUUACACCGAAGAAGUAAGAGAGGGAGGAAGACGAGUCGGCUUCGAUGUGGUCACUGUCACAGGAGAAAGGGGACACCUAUCAAGAGUCGGAAAUGAAUCAGGUGCUACUGCUGGGCGACGCGAGUACAGAGUGGGACAGUAUGUUGUGGAUCUACCCUCCUUUGAAAAUCUGGCCCUUCCACUCUUCAGACAAGUCAGCGUCAGUACCGAGGGUCCCAGGGGAGUGUUUGUCAUUGACGAGAUUGGGAAGAUGGAGCUCUUCAGCCAGUCGUUCAUCCGGGCGGUGAGGCAGACCCUGGACUCCAGCAGCUGCUCCGUCCUGGGCACCAUCCCCAUCCCCAAGGGCAAGCCUCUUGGCCUGGUGGAGGAGGUGCGGGGGAGGGCCGACGUCAAGGUCUUCACGAUCACAAAGGAGAACCGAAAUUCCAUUUUGCCAGAGAUCGUGUCGACGUUACAGCAGUGCCUGAAGCAAGCGUCUUAACACCUGAUCAUUAAAAAAUACUAUUGGACCUUUUUUGUUUCUCCACUGUACCAGACUCUUAUUUUUGAUACAAAAAAAAUAUUUUCAUUUUAUUUACGUGAGACUCAGAGAAAGGAUUGCUGCCGGCCAAAGAGCACAUGAAUCUGUUGCGGAGUGUCAAAAGCCCAUAAUUUAUGCAUGCAAUUAAGUUUUCUUCCCGAUUCUUCUUUCCGUGCCUUGAAUGGAUUCCGAUAUGAAUAAUUGAUUGAGAGAGCGAAGUUUGGCAGAUGGACUAUUGUUUUUCACUGAGACCUCCGCCUCCUCAGUGCUCAGUGGGGGAAGGGGGAGCUGAAGUAUUCAGUACACAAGUGAACACUCGGAGCACCUUCACCCUCGACCCUGUGAGCAGAGCCUUACAGUUGAAAGAUAUAGCUGCUGCACCUCUCUACUUUUUAAUUUGUAAUUUAUUCAUUUAUUGUUUUCAAUUGUGUUUUGAUGUUAUGUGAGAUCAGACUGUUUCGAGUCUUCCGAGACCCCUAGAAGCCUGUUAGAGCACAGGGCAACCUAUAAAAUUUGGGGGGUAUGAAUAAAUUAAUUUUUCAACAGACUGUACCGUCGGAGUCCCAUGUUUAAUUCAUGACACACCAUAAAUAAAGAAGGAAUACUGUA
This is a messenger RNA of Engraulis encrasicolus (European anchovy), 1311 nucleotides long. RefSeq names its product nucleoside-triphosphatase, cancer-related (gene ntpcr). The transcript has 5 exons. Bases 13 to 663 code for a protein of 216 amino acids. The record is from RefSeq and is a predicted model, not a curated record. Gene Ontology annotation, molecular function: ATP hydrolysis activity. NCBI's taxonomy places the organism in Eukaryota, Metazoa, Chordata, Actinopteri, Clupeiformes, Engraulidae.